AAAAAUUCAGAGCCCACUCACACUAUAUUCACUCGUUCCUCGCAUUUCACUCCGAUUCUCUUCUCCCAGGGUUAGGGUCUCUUCUUCGAUCAGUCUCCAAUUCAUCCUAAUCGCAUCUGGGCGUUCAAAAAUUGGCAAUGGAUAUAGUUCGGAGCUGCAUCCAGCACAUGCUGAAGGUGGUGAAUUCGCUGGUAGGUCUCUCAGGGCUCCUCAUGAUCUUGUAUGGUUGCUGGAUGUUUACCACCUUGCAAACGCACGUGACCUGCUCGGAUGAUGCCCUUUGCUUUUGGUUCAUCUACACUACUAUUGGUGUGGGCUUCUCUGUGGAUUUGAUCGCCUGGACAGGUCAUAUUGCUGCCGAGACUUGUAAUACUUGUUCUUUGUACUCUUACGUGUUUUUCAUCUACAUCUUUCACCUUCUGGAAACUAACCUGGUGGCAAAUGUAUUCUUAAACAAAAACUGGGAAGAGGGCUUUCCAAAGGACACAACUGGGAACAUUGAUAAGAUCAAAGAUUUUAUUGAAGAUAACUACGAGAUAUGCAAAUGGAUUGGCCUGUUAGCAGUGACUGUCCCGGCAGUGUGUGCAUCGCUGGCACUGAUUUUGAAAGCCCUUGAACCCGGAUACCUUGAGGGCCGUCAAGAUUAUGCUCUGGAUAUAGCCCCACUCUUGGAAAAUUAUGUUGCUCAACCUUCUCAUGUUAUUGAUAUCGACCCUGCCUGUGGAUCCAAGCAAGCAUGACUCUUUAAUAUCGGGAUUAACAGCAAG
Molecule: messenger RNA, 767 nt
Organism: Ipomoea nil (Japanese morning glory)
Lineage: Eukaryota; Viridiplantae; Streptophyta; Magnoliopsida; Solanales; Convolvulaceae
Product: tetraspanin-19-like
Exons: 5
Coding region: 138-740 (200 amino acids)
Source: RefSeq, a predicted model, not a curated record